UGAGAAUAUUGAUAACAAAAUUCGCUCUCCGGAUGCGAUUGUGAUUCUGCCACCAACAAAUGCGUAAUGGGUAUGUGACAGACGAGGACUCUGGCGACGAUGACCAGGUCACAAUGAACAAUCUUCCCGGUAGUUUGCUUAAUUCUGAGGCUGAACCUGUUUUCAAAGCAACCAGUCACGCAAUCGAUGACAAUGAGGAUAACUUAGAUGAUAGUGAUGAUGAUGUGCCUCUAUCUAGUUUUAUGAAAUAUAAAAAAAAGUGUAGGAAUAAUGACUGGGUUCGACAGGACAUUACAGAUACUUUACCGAUCUGGUACGACGAGGUCACUCCAAUAAAUAAUAAUCUUUCACCCUUAGAUAUUUUCAACUUCUUUUUUUGACGAAAAGCUCUGGGAUAUGUUAGUUGAAUACACAAAUAUUUAUGCGGAACAACACAAUAGAACUUGUGAUGUAUCAGCAGACGAAAUGAAAUGCUUCUUUGGAAUUCUGACUUAUAGUGGAUAUUGUACUGUAUCCAGAAAAACCCUAUAUUGGCAAAACAGCUCCGAUGGAGAUCAUAAAAUCGUAUCUGAAGCUAUUUCAAGGAACCGAUUCGAUUUUAUCAUGCAAAAUUUACAUUGUAGUAACAACCUGGAUUUGUUUUUGAAGGUGGUAGACAAUGGUACAGUGAAAACAUCUUGUCGGACUUGCAUUGUCUUAUUUAUUUAAUGUAACACGACGUUUCGGUUGGUAAGUAUCUCCAACCGUUAUCAAGUGUAA
Molecule: messenger RNA, 759 nt
Organism: Anthonomus grandis grandis
Lineage: Eukaryota; Metazoa; Arthropoda; Insecta; Coleoptera; Curculionidae
Product: piggyBac transposable element-derived protein 3-like
Exons: 2
Coding region: 60-380 (106 amino acids)
Source: RefSeq, a predicted model, not a curated record